This is a messenger RNA of Spodoptera exigua (beet armyworm), 852 nucleotides long. The record is from the annotation of a GenBank genome assembly. NCBI's taxonomy places the organism in Eukaryota, Metazoa, Arthropoda, Insecta, Lepidoptera, Noctuidae.
AUGACAGAAAGUGCCGCGAUUCCCGGCGAAGAAAGUGCAAGCACGCUAUUCUGCUUGUUUUGCGAUAAACUAGACAACUUGAUCGUGGACCCGGAGCCAUGCACAUACCUCGCUGUAAAGCAAGUAGCGAACGAACGACAGGACGCCAUUCGCGAAAAGUUCCACCUGAUGUACCAGGAAUCACUGACCAAGCAACGCUUCUCAUGGCAUCACACCUGCGUCAUCUCUUACAUCUGCCAGAAGUACAUGAAUAUACAAACAACAGCAUCAGGUACACCGCAACAAGAGAUUAAAGAAAUCCAAACCCCAAGUGAAGAUCCUGAACGAAUGAAGGACUGUUUCUUUUGUGAAUCAACUCUAACUGCGGAGCAGCUGAAGGUGCAUCCAUUUAGAGCGAAGUUGUCGGCCGCUCGGCUGCUUAGCGACGUCGCGUUCAAGAAGCAGGACAGAAUAUUUACAAAAAUCGAACAGUUCGAAUCGCCGCAGGAUCUCCUCGACAAAGGCGUACGCUACCACAAAGGUUGCUAUUUGGACUACGUGAGACUGCCAAAAUGCUGCGUGACGAAACCACCAGAGGUGCCUGAUUCUGUAAUGUUCAAGGCUCUGGCGCAGCUGCUUGAAGAGAUAGACAGCAAGCUGCCGAAGUGUUGCAUGGAGCUGUCGUACUUGGCGAGGCGUCUGCAGGCUCUGACGGGGAUGAGGACUGCGGACGUGGACACAGAAUGUGUGACGGGGCUACUGACUGCGAGAUACGGAGAGAGGAUCAUGUUUUCAUACCCAGCAGGGCUGAACUCUUGCGUGGUGUUCCUGAGCAGGGUGCCGCUCAGCCAAGCCAUGCGACGUCUGCGUUAA